AUGCGGGAGGGCGCAGACGGCUGGCACGACAAACACCUAACACGCGUACCAAACGAGAUCUGUGUCAAGGUGACCUCUAUGUACUCUGUCGAAUUGGUGCUGCUUUACAGAAGUUCAGCCGACGAUCUCCGGUUCGGCUGCACCGUCGGCUCCCUUUCAUUUUUUAGUUUUUCAUCAGUAAUGCCUGCAGCUCCCGUUGCCUACCGCUGGACAAAAAUGGAAUUGGCCCUCUUUCUGACGGCUCUAUCCAAGCUCGGCGACGACUUUGCGGCCAUUUCGCGUACUCUAGGAACAAAAUCGGAGAGCUUCAUUCGAGACUUUUAUGAGGAAUUUAAAGAAAAAGUUGGUCUUGACUGCCUUGUUAAGUAA
Molecule: messenger RNA, 369 nt
Organism: Dibothriocephalus latus
Lineage: Eukaryota; Metazoa; Platyhelminthes; Cestoda; Diphyllobothriidea; Diphyllobothriidae
Source: the annotation of a GenBank genome assembly